Molecule: messenger RNA, 2515 nt
Organism: Entelurus aequoreus (snake pipefish)
Lineage: Eukaryota; Metazoa; Chordata; Actinopteri; Syngnathiformes; Syngnathidae
Gene: setmar
Product: SET domain and mariner transposase fusion gene
Exons: 3
Coding region: 72-1046 (324 amino acids)
Cellular component (GO): nucleus
Molecular function (GO): histone H3K9 methyltransferase activity; zinc ion binding; protein binding
Source: RefSeq, a predicted model, not a curated record
UUUGACCGGAUACAGGAAGUUUGAAACGACAACGAAAACUCCGGUUAUGGAUUUGAGCAACGGCCUGGAGGAUGUUGCUGUUUUAUUUCAACCUCAUUCGGCCAAACAGAGCAUUCCUGACUUCGAGGUGCAUGUCUUUAGAGGUGGGAGGAAGCCGGAGUACCCGGAGGGAACCCACGCAGUCACGGGGAGAACAUGCAAACUCCACACAGAAAGAUCCCGAGGCCGGGAUUGAACUCACGACUACUCAGGACCUUCGUAUUUACUCCCCAGGCAACGUUCCAGGACCAGGAUGCACCGCUGACCCCAGUGAAGUGACACUUCCGGGAUGCUCCUGCCGUUCCCACCAGUGUCCCAGCGAGACCUGCUCCUGCCUGCAGAGCCACGGACAAGCCUACGCCAGCAACGGCACGCUGCUAAGCGCCAACGUGCCGGACGCCAACCACUGCACGCCGGUGUUCGAGUGCAACGCCCUCUGUCCCUGCAGUGACACGUGCUCCAACCGGGUGGUGCAGGGAGGACUGCGACUGGCCUUGCAGGUGUGCAGCACCGGCGAGAGGGGGUGGGGAGUGCGCACUUGUCAGCGGAUACCGCGAGGGACGUUCGUGUGCGAGUACGCAGGAGAGGUCAUCGGCUUCGAGGAGGCCAGAUGUCGACAGCUCGCGCAGGGAUGUGAGGUAAACAAUUACAUCAUCGCCGUACGGGAGCACGGCGGGACGGCGUCCGUCGCCGAGACAUUUGUGGACCCGACCACUGUGGGAAACGUCGGCCGCUUCCUGAACCACUCCUGCCUGCCCAACCUGUUCAUGGUGCCGGUCCGCGUGCACUCAGCGGUGCCCAGAUUGGCGCUCUUCGCCGGCCGGGACAUCGACGCCCUAGAGGAACUGACGUUUGACUACUCGGGGGGCUACAGAAACCAAACACCCGGACAGAUGCCGGUCACACAAACUGAUCAGGCCAGUAGGACAGUCCGGAGGAAAGUAUGUCACUGCGGUGCCAACAACUGUGAAAAGUUCCUUCCUCUGGAUGCAUCUAUUUUAAACUAACCUACAUUACAACACCCCCAACCCCCUCGUUGAAACGUUCAUAUUCAUACCUUGACAUCAUCUUCAAACAAGACAAAAUGUCAGUCUGUCUUCAUUACCGAGUUUCUGAGAGAACUCCUUGACAUUUCUGUGUACUCUUGAGCAGCGUUCAAGAACACCUACUUCCUGUCAUGCUGCCAUUACACUUGAUAUCCCACCUGAAGAGCAUCCUGAGCACCACCAGCAUAUCCUUUUAUUCAUCUGAAUAGCCAAGAUAUUUUCAGUCUUUAUGACAGUAAAGCACAACCAGAGUAACGAAUGUCAUAUGACUCCAACCACUCAUUUCUGUCAUCCUAAACAGUGUCUCUAUUCUUGCUAUUCUCAGUUUUCUCAUCGCUCUUGGGCCUCAGGAGAGGUGCGACCAAUUAAAAGGGGCCUCGGGGUGUUUGGAUUUAGAAACACGUUUUAUUCCCCAGUCGAAGGAGGAGGAGUGCGGGUGUCCCACUUCAACGUGACGGUUUCUGAAAUCAGGCCCUCCCUUUCAACGUGGCCCAUUUCUCGUCUAGACCCGCUUUCAUUUUAGUAAUAAUAUCAACAUCUGGGUUAAUUAGAAUAGAGAGAGAAAUGGCACCAUUGCUUGAGAAUGUAAGCGCGGACAAGCAGAGGGAAAUCUGCCGAGUUGUUUUUCACAAUUAUAGUGAACGCUGUUUUAGAAAUCUUGUUUUUUUCCCUAUUUGCAUGAUCUUAAUUAUGAAAACUCUUAUAUUUGUAUUUAAACAAUACAACUCCCCAAGGUUUCAGAUGUGAACCGCCCAGCUGCCAUUUUAUUUGUCACCUUAGCACAGUUUGUGCUGGUGUCUCUAUAGAAGACACAUUUUUGUGGUGCAAAAUUGUGAGAAAAAGGAAUAUCCGGAGAUUUUAUUUUAUUUUAUUUUAUCUUACAAGACAAAAUUAUAUAAUUUGAAAAGAUUAAAGUGAAAUAUUUUGUGAGAAAAAAAUGUUAAUAUUGUGAGAAAUAAAAGUUGUCAUAUUUUCAAAAAAAUAAGUAAAAUUAUUAUGCCAUUUUACAUGAUUAAAGUCAAAUAUAUUAUGAAAAAAGUAAAAAAAAAAAAAUCAGAAAAAUUGCAAAGUGGGAGAAAAAGGUUUCAUUACAUACAACAAUGUUCAGGGAAUAUUAGAAUAUCAGAAUAGUUAUAAUAUUUAUAAUUUGUCAAAUGUAAAAAAAGUCAAAUAUUUUGUGAAAAAGGUAGGUUUUUUUUAAUAGAAAAACGCAAUACUGUCAGAGAAAAGUAUUGUGCGAAAAUAUUUUAAGAAAAAAAAAAAUGUAUGAAAAAAGUGCAAUCCUACGUAUUUAAAGUCAAAUACAUUGUGGAAUUUUUUAUUUUUUAUUUUUAGAAAACAAUUACUCAUAUUGUGAGGAAAAAAAGUUGUCAUUGUACAAGAAUUAUGUCGCAAUAUAUUAAAAAAAAUAAAUAGAAUGAUUAUGCCAU